Messenger RNA from Acanthoscelides obtectus, 1974 nucleotides. Lineage: Eukaryota; Metazoa; Arthropoda; Insecta; Coleoptera; Chrysomelidae. The record is from the annotation of a GenBank genome assembly.
CGUCUCACCAACUAAGUCCAUUCAAGGUGGCGGUGCAACGUCAUCCAUCAAUUUUGACACUUUUUGGCCGAUUCUUAAAAUGCUUGUGAUUAUUACUACAAUUCCUUUUAUGAUAUUGCUCAUCUGCUGCCAGGUGCUCUGCUGCAUGCCCCUGUGCUGCUAGAUAGAAAGAUGGUAUGUCUUUAUGCUAGUAUCGCCACUGCUGUUUUGGUAAUAGCUCUGUGCUGUGUAGCUAAAAGAAUCGUGCCUUGUUUAUAAUAAGUGGUACCAUCAUUUAAUAUGUCUGCAAGACCAAGUGCUUCGCGGGCUUCGGCCGGCAAGGCCUCUGCGAAGGGUUCUGUCAGUGGGAAGUCAUCCACGACAGGAGGAAAAAAAGGUGGAGUAGCAAGUGGUGGAGCUCUUGGUACAGGUGGUACAGCCGGUGGACCAGGAGAGAAAAAGGAUAACACCAUACCGCCAUUCAGUACAACCACGAGAGGUGCCGAACAUUCUGGACGCCCAGGUAAAGACACUACCCCCGAAACACUUGAAAAAAUUCACGAUAUGGUGUUGCCCGAUCGAAGACUGAAAAAGUGGAAGUUUGUGGAAGAAAUAGGCAUAUCACAUGGCUCAGUGGUUUCGAUUCUCAAUGAUCAUUUGGGUAUGAUAAAGCUAUCCGCAAGACAGAUGAUAUAAUCCACAUCGAUCACCUUCUAAAAGGAAGAACAAUCAAUAGCGAAUAUUAUGCCAACUGAUUGGACUGAUUCAACGACGAUUUGAGCAUCUUGCCCAAGAAGCCAAAGGAAUCAAUCAACUGGGACAUGAUUAAGCGAAACAUGGCUAGAAGGCAGGCGCCUGAGGGAGAGGAUAUAAAAUCUAUCAAAAAAAUACUAAGGGAGAUCGGGACUAAGAAAAUACCUGUGCAUGAGUUCAUCAAUCUAAUUAGUCCAUACACAGCCGAUAACGGGGCCUUGUUGAGACUUGUCCUGGCAGAAGACGUAGAUGCUUUUCAAAAACUCGCUCGAAAGGUCUACGAGACUAUGACAGAAGAUGUUAGUGACGUCCUGGUGAACGAGCAACUUCACAUGAUGGAAUUUUAUCAAGAAAAACGUGACAUUUACCUAAACAAAAUGAUGGCAGCUAUUAAUGAAAUCUACGACAUGGCGCCAGAGUUCGAUUUCGAUAGAUACAUAAGAGAGAAAGAUCAGUAUCUGCACAGAAUCCUGCCCUUCCCAGUGAUUGGUGAAGUUCGCGACGAAGAAGGAAAUGAAAUGAUGAAACGCCAACAAGCGUAUCAUCGACUGCAAUGGCUACGCAGCGAAGGCGAGAGGUUGAAUGAAGAGAACAAGCGGCUAAUGAACCGCUUGGACCAGCUGAAGGAACUGCAACGAGUGGAACAGCAAAAGAUGACGGAUAUGGCCGAACGCGCGGAGGCCAAGAGGAUGCAGUUAACGCAGGAAGAGCGGAUCAAGAAAGAUGAACUGGAGCAGCUCAACCAGUCCGUCAGCAAGAGCUUCGUCGAGACGGAGACCGAGAUCAAGAAGGAGUACAACAUGAUGGGAAUUCAACCUCCAGAAGAAGAACCAAAGAAGAAGAAGAAACUCAAGGUCAAACGUCCAGCAUGGAUAAGCGAAGCUGCGGUUGAAAUCGAGGACGUCGGUGUGAAAGAAGCUAUAGCUUCAGAAAGAAAUGCCAUGCCUCCUCCUGUAAGGCUUCCCGUAGCGCUCCAGUCAUGCAGAACGUGUCCUGCCGACCAAGGAGGUCGGGGUCUACCAUUCCGUCAGCCUCAGGGAGGAUUCGGGGCUGACAGACGUCCUCCUAGACAGAUGGAGACCAACAUUGAAAAGGCCCAGGCUACAAUUCAAAUUAGGCGACCUCAACCAGAACCGUCCAGAGGUAGAAGAGUUCAGGGGCCUAAGGAAACUUGGGGAGGGUUUAAUUGAUGUGACUUUUUAUAAAUGUGAGACAAAAUGAGAAAUAAAUAUUAAUGAGCUA